Messenger RNA from Bombyx mori (domestic silkworm), 5491 nucleotides. It is a transcript of the gene slgA, whose product is annotated as proline dehydrogenase 1, mitochondrial. The record is from RefSeq and is a predicted model, not a curated record. Lineage: Eukaryota; Metazoa; Arthropoda; Insecta; Lepidoptera; Bombycidae. The coding region runs from base 127 to 1890 and encodes 587 amino acids. The transcript has 12 exons. Gene Ontology annotation, cellular component: mitochondrion. Gene Ontology annotation, molecular function: proline dehydrogenase activity; FAD binding.
CGUGCAUUUAAAAUUGGAUCGGCUGCGUGCGCAGUCGGCUCGGUAUCGAGCGUCAGUGUCAGUUGUCAGUUGUCAGCCGGGCCUGACGGACGCGUGUCGUGUAUCUCGUACUGCGGAGCUUCCACCAUGGCUCUGCUCAGACGACUCGUUGUGAACGCUCCCCGCAACGUGAGGGUGCUGUCGACGCCUUCGCCGGCAUCGCGGGACGAACUCGACCUGACCUUUAACAGUCCGAAAGACGCGUUCAAGAGCAAGAAAACCAGCGAACUAGUCCGGGCCUACUUCGUCUAUCAAAUAUGUUCGGUGAACUGGCUCGUAGAGAACAACGACAUGUUGAUGAAGAGGCUCCGCCAAGUGGUCGGCCAGAGGUUUUUCGAGGCCAUCAUGAAGGCAACCUUCUACGGGCAGUUCGUAGCCGGGGAAGACCAGAACAAAAUCCGACCGACUAUUGAAAGGCUCCGUUCUUUCGGCGUCAAGUCGAUCUUGGAUUACUCCGUUGAGGAAGACCUGUCCCAGGAGGAGGCAGAGAAACGUGAAGUCAGUGCUUCUAUAUCCGCGUGCGGCGACAUGCAAGAAGAGGGUCAGCUGAAGCAGUACCACGUAGAGCAGAGGUUCGCCGACAGGCGCUACAAGGUGACCAGCGCCAGGACCUACUUCUACCUCAACGAAGCCUCCUGCGAGAAGAACAUGGAAGCCUUCUUGAGGAGCAUUGAUGCUGUCGCCGGCAUCACCAAGAGCACAGGGCUGAUGGCCAUCAAGUUGACAGCUCUCGGAAGGCCCCAACUACUUCUGCAACUCUCGGAGGUGAUCAUGCGCGCUCGUAACUACAUGCAGCAGAUAGCUGGUGGGACAGGCAACGUCUUGACUCACCACAAGACCAUCGAGGACUUCCAGAGGUACUUCGGUGAUCACAGCACCAAGCCUGAGGUCCAGCAGUUCAUGAAGAAGAUCACGUCUGACAAAGAGGGCGUGCUUCAUCUAUUCCCGUGGGACCGGAUCGUCCAUUUAUUCCCGUGGUCGAAUAUUCUCGACGAGGACAUGAACUUGUCGGAGUCGUUUAGGGUGCCCGAUCCUAAAACGGGUCAGAUGAGGAGACUCAUAUCACAGAUAUCGACGAAAGAGGAAGAGAUGUUCAGGAAUAUGCUCCGCCGUCUCAACCACAUCAUCCAGGUGGCGAACGAGGCUGACGUGAGAGUCAUGAUCGACGCUGAGCAGACUUACUUCCAGCCCGCCAUCUCGAGGAUCUGUCUCGAAAUGAUGAGGAGAUACAAUAAGGACAAGUUCCUGGUCUUCAACACUUACCAGACGUACUUGAAGAAUACGUACAAUGAGAUCGUGACUGAUCUAGAACAGGCCCACAGGCAGAACUUCUUCUGGGGGGCGAAGCUUGUGCGUGGCGCUUAUAUCGAGCAGGAGCGAGCACGCGCUGCCGCCAUGGGAUACGAGGAUCCCACGUGCGAGAACGUGGACGCCACCACCGCAUCCUUCCACAAGUGCCUCAAGGAAAUUCUCAGCAGGGUUAAAUCCGGCAAGACCGGCCUCGGCAUCAUGGUGGCUUCUCACAACGAGGAUACUGUCCGCUACGCCAUUCAACUGAUGAAGGAACAUAAUAUCAAGCCUGAAGACAAGGUCGUCUGCUUCGGUCAGCUGCUUGGAAUGUGUGAUCACAUCACUUUUCCUUUAGGUCAAGCUGGUUAUUCGGUCUACAAGUACGUGCCAUAUGGACCGGUAGUUGAAGUGCUACCGUAUCUAUCGCGGAGGGCGAACGAAAACCGGGGCUUCCUCAAGAAAAUCAAGAAGGAGAAGAAGCUACUCCUCAAAGAAAUCGUCCGCAGGGUCGUUUCUGGUCAAAUGUUUUACAAGCCCAUCGGGAAUUACACGCCUGUCUAAAUCACUAAUGCCAUAAAAAUUGUCCAGUUUUUUCCGUUUUUUUUCACCCCGACAGCGCUAUUAUUAUAACGCUUAAUAGCGUAGCGUUUUAUUGAAAUAGCGGCAAAGUAGCAGCGCUAGCGGUUAAUAAUUAGCAGCGUAUUAUGAUUAAUCGUUUUCGGAACUAUCACCGAGGAACGAACUGGUGAUUAAUUACAAUGAAGUUUCAUCAAACGAUUUACGACUAUCGUUCACUUUCAACUAUCUGAAGAGCGAAAAAUAGUAUCUUUUAUCGGAAAUAUGCCUCAGUAUUUAUUUGUCCAAAUAAAGUACAACGCUUACGUUUAGUGUUUUGAAACAUGUUUGUUAAUUAUUAUAUAUAGCAGUUGUCCAUAAUAUGCGUAGUAGUUAUUAAAAAACUAAAUAAUAAAAAAAAAGUAGGAAUUAUAAGUUUGUAAUAAAAAAUAUGGGAAAAUAAAAUAUAUAAGUACCCACGUAAAGUUAUCAUAACACAGGGUUUAACUUUGAUGAGACAUGUUGUUAUGUAACCGUUGAAACUUUAAUGUUAAUAACUUGGUUAUGAACCUGUUAGUGUGGUAUUUGAAUCAUGAUAAAAAGUUACUGAACCAUUUGAGUCGUCUAUUAUCAAAUCUGUGCAUUUGGACAAAAAAAUGUUAUUGAUAUGUCAAUACAGAUUGAUUUGAAUAUAAUCGUCUCCUUCAAAGAAUACGGUUCAAAACCUGCAUUAAAUAAAGUAUUAACUUAACCUGUUAUUUAUCUAAGAUGUCGUUCAGAAGAGUUUUGUGACUGCCAAUGGAAUACAAAGUCAAUAAUUCGUUUUUCUGAUUUACCAAUAAUUGUCCAAAAGUCACAUUGCCGGCUUUGAUAAUAGUCGACUCAUUUGAUCUUUUUUUGUUUUUUAUAAACUAAGCAUUUCGAUGUGUGUUUUCAUUAAAUCACGUGUUGCAAUUUAAUUUUCUCAGUGUUAUGUCUUUAUAUACAAUUGAAAGAGUGCUAAAGAUAUCUGGUGAACAUUAAGCCGCCAUCGCAUCGUCAAUUGCAAAGCUUAUCUGUAAAUUCGUGGGUCCAUGAACACGAAAGAAGAUUAAAAUGUUUUUUGUUAACUCACACGAUGCGGUGACAGCGAUUAUAACAGCGGUAAUAGCGGUAAUAGCGAUUUAUUUCCGUCUUAAAAUGCUCGAAGAAUUAUGAAUCUCACUCGAAGGUAUUAAAGACAAUCGGCUUACGUGUUUCGACGAUUUUUUUUUAAAUAAAAUAUCGUAUGAUUUGAAACUGCUUUGAUAAAUAAAAGUAAAAAAAAAGGCAAAAAAGCAUUUUCGUAUCCUUAUUUUUUCAGUUACUUUGUUUUAAGUAUUGUGUUAGUCCUGUUCAUAUUCUGUGUUCUGUAAUAAGGUUUUAUUUAUUUAUUUAUUUAUGUAUUGAUUUAGACGAAACAGGUUUAUUAAAUUGACGCGAUUAAAUUUAAAAACGUUUACAAGAACCUAUGAUUGCUAUGAUACUUUGACUUGAUUGCCUUGCCCUCACUCUUUGGGAGUGUCGUAUGAGUGUGAGCAAGACAGAAGGCAAGUCGAAAGAUAUUGUUUAAAAGAUCUUGCGUCUUGUUCCUAUACUGUAAGAAUUUAAAUUAUUUAUUAAUAUGAGUAUUGUGUUAAUACAUCCGGCUUAUGUUUAUGGAUAAAUAUCUUGCAAAUGGAAGAAGCGGCUCACUGGACGACAAUUUGAGUAUUACAAUGAACUUAUUCUAUAAUGUACUUAAAUUCUAGUAUGCGGGCGUAAUUGUAGCGACAUGGCUUGCGCUAUGUAGGUACACUAGAUCAGUGAUUCUCAACCACUGUUCCGCGGCACUUUUGUGUGCCGCCAAAUUUCAAAAGUGUGCCGUCAAAUUUUGCGAAUAUAUAAUAAUGUUAAUAUUAUUAAAUCAUAUCAUUUUAAAAGAAAAAUAUUUUAAACAUGAAUAUAAUAAUAUAUUUAAAUCCACAAAAAAAAUAAUUAUAGUAUAUUUUAGUUUAUUUCGUAUAUUAAAAUUUUUUGAUAAACUAUUUAAGCAGUGUGUUGUAGUAAGUAAAUAAUUUUUAUAAUUUUUUUUGUGUGCUGCCAAAUUUUGAAAUCGUUAAAUAUGUGCCGCAACAAAAAAAGGGUUGAGAAUCACUGCACUAGAUAUAUACAAAAGCUCUGCGUAAAACUUAGUAGUUUUAUUUUUAUUUUUUAUUUAAUUGUUUUAAAACAAUGUUCCUUAAUGAUUGCUUUAUUUUAAAAUCGCAAAACGGGCCUUUACGUUCCGUUAAUCAAUACGAAUCUAUAUGAAGGAUUAGGUUUAAUUUUGCAAGGAGUUUAAACAUUUUCUAUAUAUAAUGAAUACUGUUUACUCGCAUAUGAGUCGUCUAUUAUCAAAGGUGGCAAUCUGUGCAUUUGGACAAAAACUUUUUAUUGAUAUGUCAAUACAGAUUGAUUUGAAUAUAAUCGUCUCCUUCAAAGAAUACGGUUCAAAACCUGCAUUAAAUAAAGGUUAAUAGUUAACCUGUUAUUUAUGUAAGAUGUCGUUCGGAAGAGUUUUGUGACUGCCAAUGGAAUACAAAGUCAAUAAUUCGUUUUUCUGAUUUACCAAUAAUUGUCCAAAAGUCACAUUGCCGGCUUUGAUAAUAGUCGACUCAUAUAGUGUUCGUCUGUAUCAAAUGUUUUCUCCCUUCUUGUGGAUGAACAUCAAACCUUUUAAGCCUUCAAACCAAAAACGACCAUACAUAUAAAUAAAUAGCAAUAUAAUUUGCGUAACGUUGUAACGGGAUAUAGCGUGUUGUUAUAAGCUUGUCGUUAUAAGCUAUAAUUAGUAUUAGCGAUUUUAGCUACAAUUGGUGCAGCCCUUAACAAUCCUGUUAAAUCUCGUUAUGACGUAACGUUAUGAACAGGGCGGGUCGGCGGUGUCGCCUUAAAUAAAAACACGAUUUUUCCUAUCCUUAUAAAUGUCUUAAAAUAGAUUUAUUAAUCAAUCAAUUUACCUAGAAACUUUGUAUCAAAGUUAAAAAAAUAUAUUUUGGCGAUUUUGAAACUUUUUCAGGCAAAUGAGUAAAUGAUAUGACAUUUUAUAUUUUAUUCUUUAAAAUGUCAUUUCAACUUAAAUUAAUUAUCUGUGAAAGUUUCAAUAACAAUCUCGCACAUUAUUUUAGCCACAGAAAUAUUCUUUUAUGAAAAAAUGUAUUCUUUACAUCUUGUAUUAAAAACAACGAUUGAUAGUAUUUUGUUAGAUGUGUGUCGGUCACUGACCUCGCCAAAACUUAUAGGAUGCAUAGAAUCAUGAAAUUGUUUAGAUUAUGAUUCUGUGUCUAAAUAUUUGGCGUGUUUGAAGGUUUUUGCCGGCAUUCUUGAAGGAUAUAUCCGUGUUUCGAUUUAAGUUGACGCCGCAGUGAACCUGUAAUAUUGGUUCUCUUUACGUCUAGUUAGGUAAUAACGAAAUUAAAUUUUAUUAUUCUUAUUUUUCUUGUAUCCUAUUAGUAUUUUUGUAUAUAAUUUGCUAUUAUCAAAUUUAAAGAAAAAUAUGUGAUUACAUUUUUUGAUUUUUAUUUUACGUUUUACGUAACAAAAUAAAGACAGAGCUCGUUUUCAGUUU